Heteronotia binoei (common prickly gecko) is the source of this 907-nucleotide messenger RNA. It is a transcript of the gene TSHB, whose product is annotated as thyroid stimulating hormone subunit beta. The coding region runs from base 121 to 666 and encodes 181 amino acids. Gene Ontology annotation, biological process: G protein-coupled receptor signaling pathway. Lineage: Eukaryota; Metazoa; Chordata; Lepidosauria; Squamata; Gekkonidae. The transcript has 3 exons. The record is from RefSeq and is a predicted model, not a curated record. Gene Ontology annotation, cellular component: cytoplasm; extracellular region. Gene Ontology annotation, molecular function: hormone activity.
AAUCACAUUUCCCUCUUACUAAAAUAUGAAUCUUCAGUGGAUAAUAUUGAAAUAGAAGCAGCAAUUAAUGCAAUUAUAUAAACAGGAAGAUCAGCCAGGAAUUAACUUGGAGAGUAUAAAAUGCAUUCAGAGUUGGUGCUGGGGUCAUUGUCUCUGCAGCUCUUCAAUUCAGAAUCAGAUUUCUGCGUGAAGGGAAAAGCUGGCUGCCAAGAGCCUGGUCAGAUCCAGAUUUGGCAUCGUUGCAAAUCUAAUAGCAUGAAUCCAGAUCUUUUCAUCGCUCGUCUCCUAGUCUUUGCCCUUACUGUGGGGCAGAGCAUGACUCUCUGUAUCCCUGUUGAACACGUAAUCCAUGUGGAGAAGAGAGAAUGUGCCUACUGUUUGGCUAUCAACACUACCAUCUGUGAAGGAUUCUGCAUGACAUGGGAUAGCAACGGUAAGAAGCUGCUGCCCCGGAGCGCCCUGUCCCAGGAAGUAUGCACAUACAAGGACAUGGUGUACAGGACAGUGCUGAUCCCUGGCUGCCAGCAGCAUGCUGCCUCCUACUAUUCCUAUCCUGCUGCAGUGAGCUGCAAGUGUGGGAAAUGCAAUACCGACUACAGUGACUGUGUGCAGGAGGCCAGCAGGAUGGGCUAUUGUGCUAUACUCCAGAAACGCAAUAGCCCAUGAAGUUCUGGCUAGGUGCAAUAUGCUCAUGCAAACAAGUUCCUGUUGCCACAUGGCAAAUUACCGGCAGCCCAGAAUAAAUAGAAUAGGUAGCAUAUUCAACACUUGUUCUAUCAAAUUAUUCUUUGACAGAAAAAUAAAACAGAAUCAGCUAUUUAUUGUCAUUUGACCUAGAACUCAGAAACUGCAAUGCCUGUGAAAUAAACCAUAUUGCAGCAUCCACAAGUAAAUGUACAAGGAUGAA